CUCGACAGAUGCAUCCAUUCGUAGAUCUUCAAAGCUGUGAUAUUUAUGUGCCAGUAGAAGGAAACUGUAUUGGAGCUCCAACUAAAUUUUGUUUCUGUUUAAAGCCAAAACGAAGCAUAGUGAAAACAAGAAGUGACCUGAAAUGGUUUUGUUGCGAGAGUGAAAAGCAAAGAUUAUGUUGGAAAGUGGCCUUGCGGUUAGCAAAGUAUGGCAAAAAACUGAGGGAAAACUACAGACAACUGAAAUUAAGAUAUGGUGACAGUAUAGAGACAAAUGAAAGCCAUCUGCUGUUGGACUACACGAAAAUGACAGCCAGAGUGGCUAUGGACUUCACCGGAAGGUUCAGUAGAGUAGUGAGCAAUCCCCAAGAAGUCAGGGCUAUAGCAGCAGCUGAGGCUCGAGAUUGGAAGGUAAGCUAGAGUUGAAGUAUAUAUGAGUAAGUGUAGCAUAUGCAUGAAUCAUAUAUAUGAGUAAGUGUAGUAUGAAUCAUGUAUACGAGUAAGUGUAGUAUGAAUCAUAUAUACGAGUAAGUGUAGUAUGAAUCAUAUAUACGAGUAAGUGUAGUAUGAAUCAUGUAUAUGAGUAAGUGUAGUAUGAAUCAUGUAUACGAGUAAGUGUAGCAUGAAUCAUGUAUAUGAGUAAGUGUAGUAUGAAUCAU
Messenger RNA from Limulus polyphemus (Atlantic horseshoe crab), 658 nucleotides. Its product is annotated as growth factor receptor-bound protein 14-like. The coding region runs from base 9 to 419 and encodes 136 amino acids. NCBI's taxonomy places the organism in Eukaryota, Metazoa, Arthropoda, Merostomata, Xiphosura, Limulidae. The record is from RefSeq and is a predicted model, not a curated record. The transcript has 4 exons.